UUCUCAAUCCAAAAUACAAAGCCCCCAGCAGGGAAAGCUUAACCAACCACUUAAUCCCUGCUUGGUAUGGUGUGGAAAAGGGAAAUGUGAUCUCUGAACUGAAAACAGUGUCAAAGGCAGCUAUCACGGCUGAUGGGUGGACAAGCUUUUGUCAGGAUCAUUAUCUCACGGUUACUCUGCACUACGUGAGCAAUGGCCAGGUAAAGGAAAAGGUCCUAAAAACCAAAGCCGUGUACCAAUCUCAGACAGGCUCAGCUGUAGCAGAGGAGAUUGAUUACAUUUUAGAAGAAUAUGGUGUACGGGAAAAGGUUGUGGCAGCAACUGUAGACAAUGCAGCGAACAUGGAUGUAGCCAUCAAACAGCUGCAAAUUGUCAAAUUUCCAUGCUUCGCUCAUACGCUGAACCUGGGAGCGCAAAAGCUGUACAACUGCACUGCCAUAUCCAAUUGGGCAGCACGAGUUCGAGCAGUUGUUGUCUGGAUGAAGAGGUCCCACAUGGCAAAAGUUGUUCUUAAAGAGAAACAAGACUUGCUCAAGCUGCCCAAGCACAUGCUCCUCCUGGAUGUAAGGACCAGAUGGAAUUCCCUCUAUUUGAUGAUGGAGAGAUUCACCGAGCAGUUCCCUGCUAUCCAGGCUGCAGCCAUAGAUCCACGCAUAAGAAGGCCCAUGGAGAAGGAAAGGUUGGACAGAAUAGGCAACGAGGACUUAAGGAAAGCAGAGGAGUUUGUGCAUCUCAUGCGGAAGCAUUACACCUCCACACUGGCCGUCUCCAGCGACAAAAGUGCAACCUGCGGUGAGAUUUUGCCCAUCUUGCAGAAGCUGGAGCAACAGUACACUGUGCAGGAAGGUGACUCUGCGUUCACAAGGAGCAUCAAGGAGAACAUUUGGAAGGAUCUCUCCAAACGCUACCAGGGAACUGACAUUCAGAGAUUCCUGGAGGAAGCCACCAUCUUGGACCCCAGAUUUAAAUACAAAGUGAAAAGUGAUGCAGUCUGGGACAGGAUCAGGGAAGCUGCAAUAACAGCAAAUACAGUGGCAGCAAGAGAUGAGCUCCCAGGGGAAGGAGAGACACAGAGGGAAGGCUGCGAAGAUGGGGAGGAGGAAGAAGUAGAGGAACACUAUGCACUGCCACCACCAUCAAAAAAGACAGCCUUGGAAGAACUAUUCGAGGAGGAGGACAACGAGCUGCAGUCAAUCCGUGAAUCACAGCCCCGUCUUUCCCUGGCUCAGAAGGUGGAUCAGGAAAUCCAGUUCUACAAAAGCCUGCCCUCCAUCCCCUGCAGGGAUAGCGCCGCACUGUGGUGGUGGAACAAGCAGGAUACGCUGCCCUUGCUAUCUGGACUGGCUGAAAACUACCUCUGUGUGCAGGCUUCCUCCACCCCAUCUGAGAGGGUGUUCUCCACGGCUGGAGACACCAUAAGCCCCGAAAGAUCCCGUAUCCUUCCAGAAAAAGCAGAUAUGCUCAUAUUUCUGCAAAAGAACUGUUAAUUUUCCCUACUACUACUUGAGUGCACACACACACACACUCACACUCAC
Molecule: messenger RNA, 1535 nt
Organism: Eleginops maclovinus (Patagonian blennie)
Lineage: Eukaryota; Metazoa; Chordata; Actinopteri; Perciformes; Eleginopidae
Product: E3 SUMO-protein ligase ZBED1-like
Exons: 6
Coding region: 342-1487 (381 amino acids)
Biological process (GO): regulation of transcription by RNA polymerase II
Cellular component (GO): nucleus
Molecular function (GO): protein dimerization activity
Source: RefSeq, a predicted model, not a curated record